AUGGCCCUAGUGCCACUGCUCGGUACUGUUAACGCUUUGCCCCAGGCUACUAGUACUUCUGCCACCACAACAAUCUCCUCCGGGGCCGCGGUGACUGCAACUGGUAACCCCUUUGAGGGACACCAGCUUUACGUCAACCCGUACUAUAGCUCUGAAGUGAUGAGUUUAGUUGUACCAUCCAUGACCGGGUCCCUAGCAGAGCAGGCAACCCAUGCUGCAGAGGUCCCAUCAUUCUUGUGGCUGGACACUGCGGACAAGGUCCCCAAGAUGGGCGAGUUCCUGGCAGAUAUCAAAAAAAAGAAUGACGCAGGAGCCUCCCCUCCAGUUGCUGGUAUCUUUGUCGUUUAUGAUCUUCCUGACCGUGAUUGCGCCGCACUAGCUAGUAACGGAGAGUACUCCAUCGCCGAUGGUGGUGUUGAAAAGUACAAGGCGUAUAUCGAUUCCAUUCGCGAGCUUGUUGUGCAGUAUUCCGACACCAAGAUUAUUCUGAUUAUCGAACCCGACAGCUUGGCCAAUCUGGUUACCAACCUGGCCGUGUCCAAGUGCGCCAAUGCCCACGAUGCCUACCUCGAGUGCACCAACUACGCUAUUACUCGGCUUGAUUUACCCAACGUCUCCCAGUAUCUCGAUGCUGGUCAUGCUGGUUGGCUUGGAUGGCCGGCCAAUAUCGGUCCCGCAGCCAAGCUCUAUGCCGGCGUAUAUACGAAUGCAUCUUCUCCUGGAUCAGUCCGUGGCCUCGCGACCAACGUUGCCAACUAUAACGCUUUCAGCAUCGGCACCUGCCCCUCUUACACCUCAGGGAAUAACGUCUGUGACGAGAAGAGCUACAUCAACAACUUCGCUCCUGAACUAUCUGCCGCUGGUUUCAACGCCCACUUUAUCGUCGAUACCGGUCGAAACGGAAAGCAGCCCACUGGCCAGAACCAAUGGGGUGACUGGUGCAACGCCAAGGGAACGGGCUUCGGUGCCCGUCCAAGUACUGAUACCGGUGACAAUUUGGUCGACGCAUUUGUCUGGGUCAAGCCUGGUGGUGAGAGUGAUGGCACCUCUGACAAUUCUGCAAAGCGCUAUGAUGCCCACUGUGGCCUUGCUUCUGCUCUUCAGCCCGCUCCUGAAGCUGGCACCUGGUUCCAGGCCUACUUCGAGCAGCUGGUUGCCAACGCCAACCCUCCUCUUGGUAGCUAAGGGGUUGUUUCUCGUUUCUCUUUUGCUUAGGUCACAUCUCUUGCAUAACAUUCAAGGAGUUCAGUGAUUGUUUCAGAAGAUGUGUAAAUAACAGAUUUUCUUCCGUAAAUGUGAUUUUGCUGAAUGAAAACAGCAUCAGCA
Molecule: messenger RNA, 1326 nt
Organism: Aspergillus ochraceoroseus IBT 24754
Lineage: Eukaryota; Fungi; Ascomycota; Eurotiomycetes; Eurotiales; Aspergillaceae
Gene: cbhC
Product: putative cellobiohydrolase
Exons: 6
Coding region: 1-1185 (394 amino acids)
Biological process (GO): cellulose catabolic process
Molecular function (GO): hydrolase activity, hydrolyzing O-glycosyl compounds
Source: RefSeq, a predicted model, not a curated record